AUGACCACACUAUCCUCUUGGAAUCCUGAUAAUAGGGAUUGCUGCUCUUGGGAAGGCAUCACAUGUGAUGGUGCCACCGGUCACGUGACCAGUCUCGACCUCAGUGAGCUCCGUAUCUCCGGUCGGAUUGAUUUUGUAAGCCUCUUUCAUCUUCUGAACCUGCAGAAGCUCAACCUCGCUUCCAAUGAGUUUGAUCCCUCUCCAAUCCCAUCUGGGUUUGAGCAGCUCACCAGUUUGACCCAUCUCAACCUCUCUUCUUUGCAUUUUUAUGGCCAAAUCCCGCUGGAAAUCCGACGCUUGACCACUUUGAUGUCCCUCGAUCUAUCCGACAAUAGAUAUUACAAUGAUUCAUACCUUGAAUUGCUGAAACUCGAAAUCCCGAACAUUGGAGCAUUCGUCCAAAAUCUCUCGAGUUUGAGAGAACUGUAUCUCGAUGAUGUAGAAAUCUCAGCUCAGAGCAGCGAGUGGGGCCUAGCGUUAUCCUCGGCACUCCCUCUUCUCCGCAAGUUGAGCUUGACAGAUUGUUAUCUUUCAGGCCCCAUCCAUCCUUCCCUUUCCAAGCUCCAUUUCCUAUCUGAACUCCACCUCAGUCGAAACAAUCUCUCUUCAGCCAUACCCAAGAGUCUUUUCAGCCUGCCAAAUCUACAAACCCUGGAUGUAGGAUACAAUCCUCUCCUCACAGCUGGCGAAAUCCCUCCAAACAAUACUAUCAGGCAGUUGUACCUAUCCGCCACCGGAUUUUGUAGCAAUCUACAAGAUUCGUACGGUAAUUUCACACAGCUGACCACGUUAGUACUCAGUUCUUGCUAUCCAGGAGGCCCAUUUCCAUCAUGGCUUGUGAAGCUCGAGAAACUCAUGUAUUUGGAUCUUUCGUACAAUGGUUUCAGUGGACCAUUGCCAUCAUGGCUUGUGAAGCUCGAGAAACUAGUGCAUUUGGAUCUGUCAUACAAUGGUUUCAGCAGACCAUUGCCAUCGUGGCUUGUGAAGCUGGACAAACUCAUGCAUUUGGAUCUUUCAAACAACGGUUUCAGCGGUCCAAUCCCUUCUUCCUAUGGCAACAAGUUUCAAAAUCUUCAAUGGCUCAGCGUGUACAACAAUUCACUUAGUGGGAUCAUCCCAUCGUCAUUGUUUUCACUCCCAUCAUUGAAAAGGUUGUAUCUCCAUUAUAACCAAUUUAGUGGUCAACUUGGCGAGUUCCAAUACGCAUCCUCUUCACUGCUACAGAUCAUUUUUUUGACCGGCAAUUCACUAAGUGGGACCAUUCCAUCAUCAUUGUUUUGA
Messenger RNA from Magnolia sinica, 1281 nucleotides. Its product is annotated as receptor-like protein 7. The transcript has a single exon. Gene Ontology annotation, molecular function: protein binding. Bases 1 to 1281 code for a protein of 426 amino acids. The record is from RefSeq and is a predicted model, not a curated record. Lineage: Eukaryota; Viridiplantae; Streptophyta; Magnoliopsida; Magnoliales; Magnoliaceae.